Molecule: messenger RNA, 1239 nt
Organism: Erigeron canadensis
Lineage: Eukaryota; Viridiplantae; Streptophyta; Magnoliopsida; Asterales; Asteraceae
Product: glutathione S-transferase T3-like
Exons: 2
Coding region: 1-1239 (412 amino acids)
Source: RefSeq, a predicted model, not a curated record
AUGAAUAGGGGAAAGAAUGUAAAAGACCCAAAUUUCUCCAAUCUACCCAAAAAACGUAGAAACCCACCACCUCCAAACAACCGCAAUGUAAUGCCACCGCCUCCUCCUUCGCAAAGAGACACCUUCGAAAAUACGUAUCGGCCACAAUCCGUUGAUGAUUUCCUUAGUGGAAUGGACCCACUAUUUUUCUCAACCAUCCCGUCAAGUGUCCAACAAAUGAAUACCGGGUUUUCGAAUUUCUCGAAUGAAAGUCAACCCGGGUUUUCGCAAUUCGCGGGUGGUUCAUCAUCACAAUAUCAUCAACAGGUUCAAGAAGAAGAAGCAAUACCCCAGACCCAAGUCUCGGUUAAAGCGGCUAAAGGUAAAAGAGAGUGUCGUGGAUGGGGGAAGGAUGAAGAAAAGUGUUUGGCAAAAGCUUGGUUAAACGUUUCCGAGGAUCCAUACACCGGAAACGCCCAAACAGCCAAUUCGUUUUGGGGGAAGGUGAAGUUUCAGAUGGAUGAACACUUGAAACGUGAUUCGGGACGUACCCCGGAAAUGUGUCGGUCGAAAUGGAAGGAUUUGAAGCUUAAGGUGUCGGGUUUUUGUGGUAUCUACAAUGUGAAGAAAAGUAAGAUGUCGAGUGAUCAAAGUGACGAGGAUGUGUUUAAGGCGGCCGUGGCAUUAGGCGUGGCAAGUUUUGAGGGAUGGGCCAAGUGGUCAGAGAUUCUUACUUUGGAGGGGAUUUGUGAGGAGUCGGGUAGCAAAAGGGCAAGAACGGAAGGGUCAGUCCAUGUACGUUCAUCGAGGGAGGCAUUGGUCCAUAUUGACUUGAAUGAGGACCGGUUGGAGCAAGAAGAGGAGGGUGGGAACGACAUGGAUGAUGCACUAGUACAUCCUGCUAGACCCGUGCCACCCUGUCGUAGAGCUAAGGGUAAGCAGCCGUCUACAUCCGCCUCCACCACAUCCGAAGAAUUCUUAAAGAUGGUCGCUGAGUUGAAAUGCGACAAUAAAGAUAAAAAGCGAAUUCGGGAAGAGAAGAUGCAGAUGCAGAGGGCGAUGAUGGAUAGCUACAUGGCGGCAGAGGAGGCUAGGAAAAAAAAGGAGGAGGAGAUGACACGGAUGGUCCAGAAUCAACAGCGACAGAACGAUAUGGACUUCGUGAUCAGGCCACACGAUCACCUCAGCGGGGGGAUGUUGGAGAUCGUUUUGGUGCAGAAACGCGCCAUUUGUGAGAAGUACGGAUGGCCGAUGCCUUAG